This is a messenger RNA of Pogoniulus pusillus (Red-fronted tinkerbird), 3898 nucleotides long. It is a transcript of the gene TTC39A, whose product is annotated as tetratricopeptide repeat domain 39A. The transcript has 18 exons. Gene Ontology annotation, molecular function: protein binding. The coding region runs from base 419 to 2140 and encodes 573 amino acids. The record is from RefSeq and is a predicted model, not a curated record. Lineage: Eukaryota; Metazoa; Chordata; Aves; Piciformes; Lybiidae.
CUCCCCGCAGGCCGCAGUUAACAGCUGCCCAAAGGCCUCUUGUGCUGCACUAGUGCGCUGUUCGUCUUCAGGCCAAGCGCUGCCUUAUCACCCUGACCUAAACUAGGGACUGCUCUGGGCUUCCCCUGCGCCGUAGCCUCUCCUCCGGCACGAAGGCAGCAGACCCCUCGCACCAGCCCCAGGCAUCCCGGGCCCUGAGCCGGAGGAGGGCGGGCUCUGCCGCAGCCGCUCACCUGCGGAGGCGGCUCCUCCGCCCGGGGCCGGCCCUGCCCGAACAUGCGCUGAGGCUCGCCACUGCCGCUGCUUCACACCAUGCGAGGUGACUGCGGCUGCCGCCCGCGCUGGGGAACAGCAGCGCUGCCAGCCCUCGGUCCCGGUCUCUCCUCUCACAGCCUCUGGAGCGCUUCGCGACGCCUCCAUGGACUCCAGCGCGGCCAGCGGCGAUGCCCGGUCACCUACGUCAGACCUCAACGUGGCACUGCGUGAGUGUAUGGCAGCUUUGGAUUUAUUUCUUAACAACAAGUUCUCAGACGCUUUGGCUUCUUUACAAGGAAAAACCAAAGACAGCAUGUAUCAUGCCCUGACUUAUGCCACCAUAUUGGAAAUGCAAGCUAUGAUGACAUUCGAUCCUCAGGACAUAUUAAAUGCUGGGAACACAAUGAAGGAAGCUCAAGCCACUUGUCAAAAAUUUAGGAAGAAAUCUACAGUAGCUGAUUCCAUCAACAACCUUGUGCAUAGACAAAGCCUUGAACACUUUACUGAAGAGGAAAUCCAUGCAGAAAUUUGCUAUGCUGAAUGUUUACUUCAGAGAGCAGCACUCACGUUCCUCCAGGAUGAGAACAUGGUUAGCUUCAUCAAAGGAGGCAUCAAAGUCCGAAACAGUUACCAAACAUACAGGGAGCUGGACAGUCUCAUGCAGUCUCCACAUUAUGUCAAGGGAGAAAACCAUCUUCAUUUUGAGGGAGGCGUAAAGCUUGGAGUUGGAGCAUUUAAUCUGACAUUGUCCAUGUUUCCUGCACGGAUUCUGAGACUAUUGGAGUUCGUUGGAUUUUCUGGAAACAAGGAGCGUGGUCUGCUGCAGCUUCAAGAGGGAGCAUCAUCAUACAGCUUUAGGUCGGUGCUGUGUACCAUGCUGUUGCUUUGCUAUCAUACUUUCAUGACCUUUGUGUUAGGGACAGGGAAAGGAAAUGUUGAAGAGGCAGAGAAACUGCUUAAACCUUACUUGGCUCGAUACCCAAAGGGAGCCAUAUUCCUGUUUUUUGCAGGCAGGAUAGAGACACUAAAGGGUAAUAUUGAUGAGGCAGUUAAUAGGUAUGAAGAAUGUUGUGAGGCUCAGCAAUACUGGAAGCAGUUUCACCACAUGUGUUACUGGGAGCUCAUGUGGUGCUUCACCUACAAGCGUCAGUGGAAGAUGGCUUUCUUCUAUGCAGAUCUGCUAAGCAAGGAAAACACUUGGUCAAAGGCUACUUAUAUUUACAUGAAAGCUGCUUAUCUCAGCAUGUUUGGACCAGAAGACUGCAGUCCUUUCGGUGACAGCGAAGUCGAAUUAUUCAGGAUUGUUCCCAGUUUGAAACUGAAGAUUGCAGGGAAAUCUCUUCCUACAGAAAAGUUUGCGAUUCGGAAAGCUCGACGGUAUCUUUCUUCAAACCCCGUUCCUUUGCCUGUUCCACCUCUGGAAAUGAUGUAUAUCUGGAAUGGCUAUGCUGUAAUUGGAAAAUGUCCCAAGUUAACAGAAGGCAUGUUAGAGACUUUAAAUGAAGCAGAAGAAGCAUUGGCAAAAAGUUCAGCUACAGAAUUGCUGGCAGAUGACCAGUGUGUGAUAAAACUGUUGAAGGGCUUAUGUCUCAAGCAUUUGGGCAAGAUCUCAGAAGCAGAAGACCAUUUCAGUUACAUCUGUUUAAAUGAGAAGAAGAUAAAAUAUGAUCAUUAUCUAAUUCCAAAUGCCAUGCUGGAGCUGGCAGUACUAUAUCUAGACCAUGACAGAAAAGAAGAAGCAAUAAAACUGCUGGAGAGAGCAAAGCAAAACUACAAGAAUUACUCCAUGGAAACAAGGACACAUUUCAGAAUCCAAGCUGCCCUGCACCAAGCCAAAUCUGCCCCAGAAAACGGAAUGCACUCUGGAGCCUCAGCGGUGUCGUAACUCUCUCUUCUUCAAUGGGUGUUGCAGACUGCGGUGCAGAAAAUCACUGACACUUUAGAAUGAUCUUUAUUCCUUCUCUUUUGAGUCAGUGAGAAACCAAAUCAGUUAAAAUUUUAAAGGUGGUGCAUAAGACAUGAUUCUAGUGUAGUAACAUGGCAAACCUCCCCCCUGCUCCCAGACAAACUAUAAUCCUGAGAAUAUUGUUUUGCCAGCAGUGGCUUUUUGAAUGCUUUACAUCUGUGUAACUCCUUUUUCAGUGGUGUCUGCCUUCUCCUUGUGUUUAUUAGACUUACUAAGCAAGCUACAACAUAAAGGGGAACAACUGAAAGCAGCUGAACAACAAAACUCAAAAGAGUCUCAGAUUUAGUCUUGGUUAGCUACAAGUAUUUGUUGGAAUUCAUCCUGCUAGCACCUGAGAAGGGAGCAUCACUUCUUCCAAGUACCUGCUUAGUUGGGCCAUUGAGAGGAAAUCUCCCUGCACAAGAAACACAGCAGGGAAGAGCUCAGAGUUUUGAGCAUUCCAAGUUGUGUACAGAAAGUUUCCUUUUUUUUUUUCCCCACCAGUCAAAUUUUUGCUGCUGUAAGAAACUUUGAGGUGAAAACAGUGGUCUCCCUUGUGCAAGUAUCUUCAGUUUCUCUUUAGUUUUGUUUUCAUGUCGAGUCUGCUGCUCGUAUUGUCUGAGUGAUUUACUAAGGAUUUGGGCAGGGGGGGAAGGUGGUGAAAGUACAAAACUGCAUCACUGCUGCUUUCAUGAGUUUAAAAAUGGGAGGCCCUUAGCAAACAGUUUUUUUCAUCAGAAUGAAUAUGAUCUGAGAUUUCUAUCAGAUUUUGAGCACAAGUCACUCAAACAGUGAUGUCGCACCGCUGCACAACAGUACAGGAGUUACUGUGACAGUCGAUUCUUUCUUAAAGUGAUUGCUCUUAGGUUUGCCUAACUUGAGUUGUCCAGGUUUAAGGGGACUCUGUGGCAGUGUUUCCUGUGUUAGGAAGCUGGGGUUGGAGCAAGCUCCUGUGGCACAAGUUUUCAUAAGAGAAGCCCUUUAUCUUUUUGCUCUGUAUUGAUUCUGGGGGAAGAAUUUCUAUGUGAAAGGGCUUUCAGCGUAGAGCCACUGCUUUCCAGUGCUGUCUGCCACAGGACAGCUGCUACUCUGCAGAGCUGGUGGUCAGACAUACUUGUCUCCUACUUGCUGUGUUCUCCAGCCUAGCUCCAGGUUUGUGUGCCUGCUGGUUUUUGAGGCACACUUCUACCUCCCUUUUGAAAGAGCUUCUUCCCUGUGAUCCAUUCCAAUACAUGGAGAUGGGAGGUCUUCUGACAGCCCUUUUUCUCCAAUGGAGAUGUUCUUCAGGAAGACUGCUAUCUGUGUACCUCACAGUGAAUACUCUUUCUGAAGUGAUUGUUCCCAACAGAAGGGAAGAGUGACAGUUCAUAGCUCUGCCUUUUACCUCCUCUAAGGAAACGGCACUGUUGUAUAAUUGGAAAUUAAUAUGCAAGGAGACAGAACUGCCUGUUCCUCAACACAGAGAACUUGCAUUGUCUUAAAAAUAGACACCCUUUCUAAAAGUCUUCCCAAGUUGGAACCACAGAUGAAAAAAUGCUUUUUUAUUUUUUUCAGGUGGCUUUCUCAAAUAAAUUCAGUUCAGAUAAAAUUAAGUAUAAACAGUUACACUUACUUAUACAUUGCACAUCAAAGCUCAAGUGUAAAAAUCCAGUCAUUCUUUGUACAGAAUAAAAAAAGAUUCUUGUUCUACUUCAUGCA